This is a messenger RNA of Daldinia caldariorum, 1044 nucleotides long. RefSeq names its product putative methyltransferase-domain-containing protein. The record is from RefSeq and is a predicted model, not a curated record. NCBI's taxonomy places the organism in Eukaryota, Fungi, Ascomycota, Sordariomycetes, Xylariales, Hypoxylaceae. The transcript has 3 exons. Bases 1 to 705 code for a protein of 234 amino acids.
AUGUCGUCGCCUAAACGCUCGCCUUCUCCUGAGUUUUCGCCCUUGGCCAUCGGCGAGGAUCUCUCGCCGCUCCCGGCAUACAAGGCUGCCGGUACCACCGCGACCGAUUUCGCGGGGCUUCUCGCCGAACCCUUGCGGCUCCACGAAGACCUAACCUCCGGAUGUGGUGGACAGACUUGGCCCGCGGGCAUGGUGCUCGCCAAGCACAUGCUCCGAUAUCAUCGGGAUGAUAUGCGAAACUCGCGGAUAUUAGAACUCGGAGCCGGAGGUGGAUUGGUAGGCUUAGCGGUUGCCAAGGGGUGUGCGGUCGAGAAUCCGCUUUACAUUACGGAUCAGUUGGAGAUGUACUCUUUGAUGGAGCACAAUAUCGGCUUGAACGGCCUCGAAGGUCAAGUCAAAGCUGCUAUUCUAAACUGGGGCGAGCCUCUUCCGCAGAGUAUUGCCGCCCUUAAGCCGGACGUGAUCCUCGCAGCGGACUGCGUCUACUUUGAGCCUGCCUUCCCGCUGCUCUUAACCACGUUGUCGGAUCUUCUGAAACUCUGCCCCUCUGCCACCAUCUACUUCUGCUUCAAGAAGAGGAGACGGGCUGACAUGCAGUUCCUCAAGAAAGCACAAAAGUUAUUUCGAGUAACGGAGGUCCCGGAUGAGGACCGACCAGUCUUCAGUAGAGAGGGACUUUUCCUGUAUACUUUCCAUGCUACGUAGAGAGGGGAUAUUGGACUCUCGGCUCUUAUCGCCCAUCUUAUUAUCAAUCAAUCCGGGUGGUGUCGACAUAGACUGGUUUCACGCCCAGACAUUCCUGCAUGUAGUUGGCGACACAAAUCAAGUUCUGUUUGUCCCCGGGGAAGAUAGUGUUACUUCUAUCACUUUUGGUGCCUAGGUAGAUUAAGUUGAGACGGGAACAUGCAGGACAUGCAGCCUUUCUUGUAGAGACGUCCAUGUUAGACAGAAAAGCACAUCCAGGUAAUCAUUUGCCAUGAGCGAAGUUCGGACGAACCCUGAAUUCACAGGCUAUCAUUGGAACUUACACAUCUCUGACAUAAU